AUGAACGAUGAUGACUUCUUAAAUUCAGUGGUAACAGAUAUAAAUGAUAUUGAAUUAUUUGAUGAGUUAUUUAGCAAUGAAAUAAAUAAUUCAUUUGUUGAUUUUCUUAAUGAUUCGUUUUUAAAUACACAACAAGAUUUAAUUAACACUCUAAUUACCGAGUAUGAUUUUAUUAGUGAUGUAACAAGUAUUAAAAAAGAAAAUAAUGAUGUUUUGAGUUUUAAUGAAAAGGAUGUUAUUAGUGGAAAUAAUAAUGAUUUAAUUAUUAAAGAUUUUAAUAGAAAAGAUUUAAAAGAAGAAGAUUUUUUUAGUGAAGAAAUUAAUGAUAAAGAAAAUUUAACUAAUAAAGAAUUAAUUAAUGAAAAUUUAUUAAUAACAGGAUUUAAAACAGGAAAUAACAAAAAAAUUAAAAUUAAAGAAGAAAAUAUCAAUCAAAGUUUAUUUUUAGAAGGUGAUAAUAAAAUGAAGGUAGUAAAAGACACAGAGGGUAAUUUUCAAGUAAAUGUAAAAGAUAACCAACAAAAAGGAUUACCUAUGAGAAGGUAUAAUUGUCCUCAAAAAGGACAUAAAAUAGCUAAAGUUUAUUCAAACAUCAAAAUGGUUGAUAUUUUUAAAAAGUGUUGUGAAAUAUUUAAGAAUUGCAGUAAGAAAUGGGUUAAAAUACAAUUUAAAUGGGUUUGGUUGCACUUGUUGUUAAAUCCAAUUAAUAAUACUGAAUUUCUUGAAAGUGAAGUUAUUAAUUUGAUGUGA
Messenger RNA from Hepatospora eriocheir, 750 nucleotides. The record is from the annotation of a GenBank genome assembly. NCBI's taxonomy places the organism in Eukaryota, Fungi, Microsporidia, Hepatosporidae.